AUGCUCAUUCGUAUGCGUCGUGAGGUUGCUGUAGAUGAUCCAUCAUCUUCAUUAUCGAUUUCUCAAAGUGUAGAUUCACUUAUCAUAAUCGAUAGAUCGGUUGACCUCAUAACACCUUUAUGUACUCAAUUGACCUAUGAAGGAUUGAUAGAUGAAGUAUUUGGUAUCAGAGCCUCACAUGUGGAAGUGGAUUCUUCGAUCGUGGGACCUGCACCAACAACUACAGUAACGUCUACAACUACUAGCACUCCUUCUCAGUCACAACCACCUAUUCAACCUCAGUCAAAAAAAAAAAAAAUUGCUCUCAAUUCUGGUGAUAAAUUAUUUGCCCAAUUAAGAGAUACAAAUUUCGCAGUAGUGGGAGGUGUUCUUAACAGAGUUGCUAAAAGAAUAAACGAAGAUUAUGAGGAAAGAAAAAAAGCUAAAACUAUGAUACAAAUUCGUGAAUUCACUAACAGGCUGGGUGGUCUACAAUUAGAACAUCAAUCUUUAAAAAUUCAUACUGGUAUAGCUGAAGAGAUAAUGGCGCAUACUGUUACACCAGAAUUCAAUAAAGCCCUAGAGGUGCAACAAAAUUUGGUUGCCGGUAUAGACGUUAACACACAAAAUGAACACAUAGAGGAAAUGAUCAAUCGGCAGGUUCCAAUUACUCAAGUUUUACGAUUAUUAUGUCUACAAAGUCUCGUAAACGGUGGAUUGAAGCAAAAGAGUAUCGAAUUUUUCAAAAAAGAAAUACUACAGACAUACGGGUUCGAACACAUUCAAACGUUACUGAAUCUUGAACGUCUUAACAUGCUCUGUAAACAAUCGUCUAGUCGCAAUCCAUAUGCUUCUAUUCGUAAAAUUUUACGAUUAAUUGUGGAUGAAGUUGAAGAACAUAAUCCUCAGGAUAUAGCAUAUGUAUAUUCUGGAUAUGCUCCUUUAAGUGUACGUUUGAUACAAUGCGCGACGACCAAGAGUGGAUCACCCUCAACUGGCAAUGGGUGGAAAGGAUAUGAAGAUGUGUUGAGAAUGUUACCAGGUAAAACUUUCGAUGAAGUACAGAAGCCAGAGGAAGGAGCAAUACGUUCCAAAACACAACAAGAUGAUGGUAUAAUUUUUACUUUACUCUAUUCCAUUGUUCAGAGCGAGGCGGAGUACUUGCAUUUUGCUUCGGACAACAAUUUCUAUUUUUCUAGUUUAUUACAAACUGCUAAUGAUGCAUUUAUUAAAAUUAUUUUAG
Racocetra fulgida is the source of this 1222-nucleotide messenger RNA. The record is from the annotation of a GenBank genome assembly. Lineage: Eukaryota; Fungi; Glomeromycota; Glomeromycetes; Diversisporales; Gigasporaceae.